Dromaius novaehollandiae (emu) is the source of this 3861-nucleotide messenger RNA. It is a transcript of the gene EDAR, whose product is annotated as ectodysplasin A receptor. The record is from RefSeq and is a predicted model, not a curated record. Lineage: Eukaryota; Metazoa; Chordata; Aves; Casuariiformes; Dromaiidae. Gene Ontology annotation, biological process: positive regulation of canonical NF-kappaB signal transduction; positive regulation of JNK cascade. The transcript is spliced from 13 exons. Gene Ontology annotation, molecular function: signaling receptor activity. Gene Ontology annotation, cellular component: plasma membrane. The coding region runs from base 330 to 1727 and encodes 465 amino acids.
UCUCGGGAAGUCCUCUGAGACUGCAAAGUGAGCGCAGGACUGACAGCUGAGGGUUUUUCCUGUGUUUGAGUGCACUGGGAUAGAGCUGUGGACAUUCAUGACAAGGGCUGCAAGAAGAGGACACAACUGCUGGCUGUGCCUGACCCUCCGCACCUGUGAAACCUGGCAACGUGGUUUUCCCGAGCCCUGUACCCACAAGCAGACCUCUUCUCUGGAUCGCGGUGGUGGCUAUUCCUUCUGCACAAGCUCCGCCUCUUCAGCAUCAAGCAUUGAAUUUACACAGACACAAAGGAAAGUGUGGAAGACUAACAACUCAUGCAGUCCUUAAGAUGGGAAUGCAAGAAGAACAAAGCAGCACAACGGUAAAAUAUCAAGAGAAUAUGGCUCACCUGGGUGAACGUAAAUGGACUCACAUGUUCCCUUUUCUGGUGGUUUCCCUGGUGUACUCGGUGAGUGCUGAAUACUCCAACUGCGGUGAGAAUGAAUACUACAACCAGACCACUGGCAUGUGCCACGACUGUCCCAAGUGCGAGCCGGGCGAGGAGCCUUAUAUGACAUGCGGAUAUGGCACCAAAGAUGAGGACUAUGGCUGCAUUCCUUGCCCUUCCGAAAAGUUUUCCAGAGGGGGGUACCAGAUAUGCAGACGGCACAAAGACUGCGAGGGAUUUUUUCGAGCCACCGUCAUGACACCUGGCAAUCAGGAGAAUGAUGCAGAGUGUGGGCCUUGUCUCCCUGGUUACUACAUGCUGGAAAACAGACCUCGAAACAUCUACGGCAUGGUUUGCUACUCGUGCUUGCUGGCGCCUCCUAACACCAAGGAAUGUGCGGGGGCUACCUCUGGCAUUUCAGCCAUUUUCCCAAGUACCUCUGGCACAAGUACUUUCUCACCUUACCAGCACGCUCACAAAGCAGAUCUUUCAGGGCAAGGACAUCUGGCUACAGCUCUUAUAAUUGCAAUGUCUACCAUAUUCAUAAUGGCUAUUGCCAUUGUCCUCAUCAUCAUGUUUUACAUUGUGAAAACAAAACCUUCUGCUCAAGCCUGUUGCAAGAGCCACUCCGUAAAAAAUGUUGAAGCUCAGGCCAACACACAAGAAGAGAAGAAAGAAGUGCAAGAUAAUGUUGUGAUAUUCUCUGAGAAAGAAGAGUUUGAAAAGCUUACAGCAGCUCCAGCUAAAACUGCUAAAAGUGAAAAUGAUGCAUCUUCUGAGAAUGAACGACUUUUAAGUCGUAGUAUGGAUAGUGAUGAAGAAGCUGCGGUCGACAAGCAAGGGACUCCAGAGAGAUGCUUAUUAUCUUUAGUGCAUUUGGCCAGAGAUAAAUCUUCUACAAACAACAAAGCAACUGGGAUUCAAAGUCGAAGAAAAAAAAUACUUGAUGUGUAUGCUAAUGUAUGCGACGUUGCGGAAGGUCUGAGCCCCACGGAGCUGCCAUUCGACUGCCUAGAGAAGACCAGUCGAAUGCUCAGCUCGACAUACAACACAGAAAAAGCAAUCGUGAAAACAUGGCGCCACCUCGCUGAGAGCUUUGGACUGAAGCGAGACGAAAUUGGUGGCAUGACGGACGGCAUGCAGCUCUUCGAUCGCAUCAGCACAGCGGGCUACAGCAUCCCUGAACUGCUAACCAAACUGGUGCAGAUCGAGCGGUUGGACGCCGUCGAAUCUUUGUGUGCAGAUAUUCUGGAGUGGGCACAAGCAAUGCCUGCUCCUGAACCGGCGGCUACAUCCUGACAUACCUGUCUGGGAUCUUCAUUGCCUCCCCAUCUGCAAGAACAGUGAUUCCAAAAAGCACCAUGUCAAAGACUUUGGACAAAGACUAGUUUCUUCUGUGUAGCCAUUUCCCCCUGUCCAACAGGAGGCUAUUCCCUUUUACUUCUACGAAAGUGAAGUUACGCCUAUACCAAAACAAGAGCAGAAAUCUCCCACGAAGCUUGGUAUGAACAUACAAUUAAACAAAAUAGUUUUGUUAAACAGUUACUGAUAAUAAGUGGACACAAACAUCCAUUUUGUGGUCUGUGUGUGAGCGUAUGUGCAGCUAGCCCUGCUGAUAUCCUUCCUGCCUGGCUUUCAAGAAAGUUUUGCUCAAUAGUGUAAUAGUUACAGUUGAAAACAGUACUACAGCUACAGUACCAUUUAAUACACAUUAGGCAUGUACAUUUCUAGCAGUUCUAACACAGUUAAUAUGUAACUAGUUUAAUUAUCUGUAUUUACUAUGGAUUUGCUGAAUCUAGAAGUAUGUGCAUAGGUAUAUAAGCUUCAACAUAAUUCACAAAUUGAAGUGCUUCAAAUCACUGUAUAUAAUGCAUGUACAUGCACUCUUGGUCCAUACAGACAUGUCAGAAAUUAUAAAUUCAAACUGCUAACUUACUGAGGACAUGCUGGUUAUGAAGGGGGCAACAAAAGUUGACAGUGACUACUUGUAAGUUGAGAGCAACAUAUUUUUCCCUUCUUCGCCUUUACAAAAAAGAAGCAACAAAAGAACUUGUCCACCACAAUGAAAAACAUAUUUUCCAAUAGUGACGUCUAUGCAUCAAAUUAUUUUUCAAGCAGAGGAAUUCCAGACAAUGGUGGUGUGCUCUCUACACUGACAACAAAAAAAGUAGGUUUCUUUAGCAACACUUGAAAUAUACAGGAAAAAGGGUUUUUGAAAUGCUCUUCUCUUGUAAAUGUAGAACAUGAGCAUAGACUCCACAGCAAGGUGAAAAAUACUUCUUCUAGAAGCUAAAGCCUUGUUGUAAGUUUGUGCAUGACAAAAAUAUACCUUAUUUUUUCCUAUUAACUAAUCUUUAAUUUUCCAGGUUAAAAGUUCUUGAAAAAAUGUACAGACCACAAAUCAGUAGCUGUUACCAAACCUAUUCACUCAAUUUAUAACUAAAAUGAGCAAUGACAGAUUUCAAUAAGUGCAACCACCAAAUUAAACUAAAUUACAAAGCAAUACUGUAAGUUCCAAAUUGCAUGACUGAACAAAAUGUUAUAAAAAUAUCAAUUCUAACCCUGAAGUUAACAACUAGUAUUCCAUUACUUAGAAACUAGACCUUACCUAUGAUAGUAUCAUAAUUACGUGCUGAACAUUUAAUACCACCAUUUAAUGCUUAUAUUUACUGAACUUUCAGCAAUUGUUUUGUAUACCAGAGGAAGUACCUACUGCAUCACAAAACUUAUCCUUCUCAUUUUUCUUUUUCCACUGUUUCUUCAGUAUUAUAACACAUUCUUCAUCCAUGUGCAUAUGCCAAAUUUGAUUAUAAUUUUGCCUUUUCUUUAAAGGAAGCAGCAAGCUGCAUUUAUUUGAAGACUGAACUAGCUAAUUGAUAUUUAAAAUAGGAAUGAAAUUCUUUCUAUCUUGAAGUCAAUGACAAACUUGCAUGGACUUCAAGAGGCUUCAGUAAGAUUUCUAGAUUUGCUGACAAUUCAACAAUCUUCAACAAGAUUUCCAAGACCAUAAAGUCGCAGUUUUAGUCCAUUGCUAAGAAAAUAUAAAAAAGGGGGGAAAAAGAAAAUGAGAAGAUGCUAUUUUCUAUGUGCUAGUGUGUAACUACAGUGUUACUCCUACAUUUCAUGUAAUAGUACAUACAAUUUAUUGCUUUAAAAGAAGACAUGAGAAUCCUCUUUUUUUAUGUUUAUUGGGCCUUGAAAAGUUAGGGUCUUCAAAUCAAUGGUGCCAAUGUGAACAUAGACUAUUUAACGUUAUUUUAUUUAGUAUACAGUAUUUUUAUUAUUACACAAAAGAUGUACAGGAGUGAAAAAAUUUCUGUAGAUCUUGCCAAAGGGUUACUUUCUAAGGAUUUUUUUAAUGCUGUAUAUAUAACUUAUUAUAUUGUAAAAUAUGAACAUAAAAUAUCCUAAUAAAAGAAAGAGGUCAGAGUCA